CCCGCCCCGGUCUCGCAGAAAGUAAAUGGAAGCGAGUAAGUUUGAGCGCUCUUGCGAUCCGUAGGAAGGGCUUCUUCCGCUUCGGUGCGGGAAACGUCCGGGGCGGCAGCAAGCGCCCCCCUGGAGCGGCAACUAUCUAUGGUUUCUCUCUGAGAAACACCCGCGCUGGACUGGCGGAGAUGGCGGCUGCGUGCCCUUCUGCGCCGGCGUCGAGGUUCGUGGUGGUCGGCGGAGGCAUCGCGGGCGUCACCUGUGCCGAGCAGUUGGCUACUCAUUUUCCAUUAGAAGAAGUUCUUUUGGUUACAGCUUCUCCUGUUAUUAAAGCAGUUACAAAUUUUAAGCAAAUUUCCAAAACAUUGGAAGAAUUUGAUGUUGAAGAACAACCAAGUACUAUUUUAGAAAAAUGUUUCCCCAACAUUAAGGUUUUAGAGUCUGGAGUAAAGCAGCUCAAGGCGACAGAGCACUGCAUUUUAACAGAAGAUGGCAAUCAGUAUAAAUAUGAAAAACUCUGUCUGUGUGCUGGAGCUAAACCAAAGUUAAUAUCUGAAGGAAAUCCAUAUGUAUUAGGAAUCCGUGAUACAGACAGCGCUCAGGAAUUUCAAAAGCAGCUCACUAAAGCUAAAAGAAUAACAAUCGUUGGGAAUGGGGGCAUUGCACUUGAGUUAGUGUAUGAAAUUGAAGGCUGUGAAGUGAUUUGGGCUAUUAAAGACAAAGCAAUUGGGAAUGCUUUCUUUGAUGCUGGAGCAGCAGAAUUCCUGACCUCAGAGCUCACUUCUAAAAAAUCUGAAGCAAAAAUCACAUGUAAAAGAACCAGAUAUACAAUAGAAGAAAGUGAAAGGAAAGCAAGUGCCAUAGCUGAUGCUGGUAAUCUAGGCAGUGCCUUGGGACCUGAUUGGCAUGAAGGUUUAAAUCUUAAAGGAACGAAAGAGUUUUCCCACAAAGUUCACAUUGAAACCAUGUGUGAAGUUAAAAACAUAUAUCACCAGGAAGAAUUUAAGCAACUGAAGAAAACAUCCUUGACUUUUCCUAGAGAUUGUCACAAUACGUCAGCGGAUAAAGAUAUGUGGCCUGUAUAUGUAGAAUUGACCAAUGAGAAGAUAUAUGGCUGUGAUUUUAUUGUCAGUGCAACUGGGGUCAUGCCAAAUGUUAAGCCUUUCCUCGAUGGCAACAAUUUUAUGCUAGGUGAAGAUGGUGGCCUGAAAGUAGAUGACCAUAUGCGUACAUCAGUUCCCAGUAUAUAUGCUGCAGGUGAUAUCUGUACUGCAUCAUGGCAACCUAGUCCAGUCUGGCAACAGAUGAGACUGUGGACUCAGGCUAGACAGAUGGGAAACUAUGCCGCAAAAUGCAUGGCUGCAGAUACUCUGGGAGACUCUAUUGACAUGGAUUUCAGUUUUGAACUUUUUGCUCAUGUAACAAAAUUUUUUAACUAUAAGGUUAUAUUAUUGGGAAAGUACAAUGCCCAAGGCUUAGGUUUAGAUUACGAAUUAAUGUUGAGAUGUACCAAAGGACAAGAAUAUGUUAAAGUGGUCAUGCAAAACGGACGGAUGAUGGGAGCCAUUCUUAUUGGUGAAACAGACUUGGAAGAAACAUUUGAAAAUUUGAUUUUAAACCAGAUGAACCUUUCAGCAUAUGGAGAGGAUUUGCUAGAUCCAGAUAUUGAUAUAGAAGACUAUUUCGACUAAAAAAUAUGUAAGCCACUGGAAAUAAGAAGAAUCUCAAGUCAAGGCGGAAAGUUGAAUCAUUGUAGCAACUUAGAUGAUAAACAUUAUGCUGAAAUUAACUAUGCAGAGGUCUUAAUGAUGAAUAUUUAUAUGGAAAGAUGUGAAAUUAAUUUAAAAUAUCAAUAAGCAUGCCCAACUAAUUUUUGUGUUUUUAUACUAUAUUACUGAUCAACUUGAACACAUAAUAUAGUUUGGAAAUAUGUAUGUUACAUUUCAUUGACUGUUAGGUUCCCCUAAAGAAAGGACCAUAAAGGCAAUCUAGGCAAACCUCUACCUGAACAAGACUACCCCCUCUAUAUUCAUACUCAACAACUGGUCAUCUAGCUUUGGCUUGAAUAUUUGGUUGAAGGGUGGGAAGGCAGGAUGAGCAAGAAGAGAAACUAUACCUUCCAAGAUAGCCUGUUUCACUUUAAGAUGGCUUUAAUUGUUAGGAAGUUGUUUUUUUCUUACAUUAAGCUUAAAUUGGCCACUUCUACAUAUUUAUUCCUAGUUCUGUCCAUAUUCCUAAUUGGUCCCAGCAAAACAAGUCUAAUGCCUCAUCUUUGUGACACUUGAAGAAAGCAAUCAUGUUCUUCUCUAAAUCUGAUCUUCCUAUAGUUUCAAAGCUCUACUGUCUUUAGUCACUCUUCUUUGAGCCCUCUAUAGCUGAAUACAGAGCAAAUAUUCUAGGUAUUUGACCAACUUUCUUUUCCUUAUUUACUCCCCUUCACACCUUCUGCAGUUCAGUCUUGCUAUUCUUCACAUCUGGCACUCCCAUCUCUAUGCAUUUAUACACUGUCCCCCAUGCCUGGAAUGCAUUCUCUCAGUCACUUCUUGGAAUCCUUAGUUUCAAAGCUCACCUCAGGUGCCCCCUUUAACUGAAGGCCUUUCCUGAUUCUCUCAGCUGCUCAUUGCCUCCCUCCAUGCCCCCCCAUUUUGUUCAUUUUGAACAUAUUUAUGUAUAUAUCAUCCCCCCUAAUAAAAUAUAAGCACCCUACAGGCAGGGAAUUUAUCCCCAGUGUCUGAUGCAUAGUAGGCAUUUAAUAAAUGUUUAAUAAUUGGCUAAUUGACCAAGGCAGAGUACAGCAAAACUACAGCCUCCCUAAUCAUCUACUACACUGUCUCUCAAUGCAGCCAAAGAUAACUUUUUCAGCUAAUAUAUCAAUCUGUUGACUCACAUUGAGUUACCAGCCCACUAAAACCCAUAGCUCUUUUGCACAUGAACUCUGCUAUAUCGUACAUGUGAAAUUGAUCUUUUAAAAUGUGUAUGUUUAUUCAGUUUGUAGCCUGUUGAAGAUUUUUUGAAUCAUAUCACUCAGAAAUGAUAGAUGUACAAUCUGUACCUUUAUUCAGGUCACUGAUUAAAAAAAGGUUGAACAACA
Molecule: messenger RNA, 3082 nt
Organism: Phascolarctos cinereus (koala)
Lineage: Eukaryota; Metazoa; Chordata; Mammalia; Diprotodontia; Phascolarctidae
Gene: PYROXD1
Product: pyridine nucleotide-disulphide oxidoreductase domain 1
Molecular function (GO): oxidoreductase activity
Source: RefSeq, a predicted model, not a curated record